Phytophthora nicotianae INRA-310 is the source of this 3585-nucleotide messenger RNA. RefSeq lists its product as hypothetical. Lineage: Eukaryota; Oomycota; Peronosporomycetes; Peronosporales; Peronosporaceae. The record is from RefSeq and is a predicted model, not a curated record. The transcript has a single exon. The coding region runs from base 90 to 3488 and encodes 1132 amino acids.
GAAUCACCGUUACAAAUAUUGCGCAAAGUGAAGGUACCGAAUCAACUUCGAAAAAAAUCGCAAUAAGAGCUGGAGCUCGCUCCGGCACGAUGGAUCCGUCCAAGCUGCCGCUGUUCGCGCGUGGACGGAGUAUGUUGAGCGAGGCGCUGUCUCCUACCACUAGACGUCGUUUCGCUGGGUUUCUAGAGCCUGGGAGGCCGUCCGAGGAGUCCCAGGAUCAAUCUCCGUUCGCCUUUUCUCAGACUUCAAGCCCCGCGUCGCCCUUGAGACGCACACCGUCAAUACGACGUCGUUCAGCUUUGUCUGAUGAGGAUUUUGAUGGUGACAAUUCGAAAGACAGGAGCCUGGUGCGGAUCCGGUGCAAUUCACGGCCUUUUCGAGUGCAAUUGGCGCUGGAAAGAGGUCAAAUCGUGGUGCAUGGGUUCGACCGCAGCGUUGACAAGGGGAAAGUAGGGCCGCCGGGAGAUGUGGAGAAGUCGGGGUUUGUCCAGGUUGGCGAUGUAUUGGUUGGUGUCAAUGGACAGAUGAGGAGAUUCUCGACAUUGGAGAUGGCCCAGAUGACGCUGGCAAGUGUGGAAAUGCCAGCGGUACUUACGUUCAGACGCGUGUUGGUGGCCAAGGGGACGCUGGGAGAAUACACUGACAAGCACAUUGCUCGGUAUUUAGUGCUGCAAGACAGUGCAUUGGCCAGUAUACGUGGUGUUCAGGAAGCGGCUUUGCUGGUUCGAGCGUGCAUUGAAGUGUUUGGGGAGAGCAAGUCGACGGUCCCGUUGGAAGACUAUAUCGAUCACGUUGAGCAUGUGGUACUACCGUCAUUGGGUAUUUUAUCAAGUAACACUGGGGGUACCAGUAAACAGCAGUUUGAGCAGAUUAAGCAGGUUAUGGAGACGAUUCAUCAGCGUGUAGAUGCUCGGAAGAAGAAGCAGGUGAAGGCGUGGAAUGCUGCAAAGAGCUCGAACUACCGACGCAUUGAGAUUCUGGCUCGACAACGUGCUAGUAUCAAGGAACGACUCGAAAAAAUGCGCGAAAACAAGAAUGAACUACGGCCGGAGAAUCACUCACUGUGGUCCGAGUACAUUGAGCUGCGUCAUCUCUUCACUCAACUUAGCGAGAACGUGGAAAAGUCGAAACAAGAGCACUAUUUGCCAGACUUUGAAGGGUAUACGUUACGGUUUGGAAGUGACGGCAUCUACGUCGGCGUCGGAGACAUCUGGAUCCCUUCUUUUCACGCAAAAUUCUCCAUUGAGACGAGAUCGACAGCCCCUCAUUUGUCGCUCCAUAUCUCGACUCCAUCAGCCCAUGGCCUCAAGCUUCGCGUUACAAACUUCACGCUUGCGACUGAGGGACGUCUCCCGAGCUUCCAUUGUGAUGAACUGAACGUAGAAGCUCAACUUGUCGCUGAUAUUCCACUUGUCUUUGACUCCAUCUCGGGAUGGACAGUUCCUCAGGAAGAGCUAGACGUCAAGCUCAUGAGCUUCGUGUACUACGAGAGAGAAAUCAACAGUACCAAGCGGGGAAAGGACCACGAUACGAUCAUGAAAAUGUUCAUCAACCGGAUGCUUCCAUCCGUGGUGAGAGGCGCUGCUCAGCGAUUGUUUUGCGUCGAGCUUGGCCCGCUCCUCCAGGGUCGGGAAGCUCAGGUCGUAUUGUCAGGAGAGAUCAAGAUCAGUGGACGAAGACUGUCGGUUUACGACGCAGCGCUCAACAAUUCCAACACUGAAGUCAAGCAUGAAGAAGAUCGAGACUUAUCGGAGACAGCACGGGAGAUUAUGGCUAUAUCGGACGACGAAGCUGAAGUUUUGUACACCAUCUUCAAGACCUUUAUCGAUACACACAACAAUAACAAGACGCUGUUUGGCAAGGCUGAGACCCCCAGACUGUGUAUCCGCAACCUGAUCAGCUACUUUGAGCAGUUCCACCAGACUCCUCACUUAAAGGCGCUCGCGAGUGAACUGUGGGGCCAGAGCAUUCAUCUGCUGUCAGCGUCUUCAAAUUCGCCGUCACGUAGAGAUCCAGACACGCCAUUAUUCUCGUCGAUCAUAAAUACUAUCGAGCAGAUCAAGGAGUAUCCUGUGGACGUAUCGAUCUCACUUGUGGAUGUUACUUUCCGUCUUGAUUUAUGCGAAGGAGCGGCGACGUAUUACAUGGCGUUGCAGCGAAUCAUUCGCAGAAGUAUGGAUACAAGUUCUGUAGGUUUAUCAAACCUGGCUGAGCUGAGAGAUGGAACGUAUCUGCAGAACAAACUGGCGCGACUGGAUGCUAGAUACGAAAAAGCGACCAAAUUGCUGUCUUAUAUCGCAACCAACGUCGAUGUGCUGGGCGUGAUUUUCCGUGGUGUGCUUCCGAGUGGCUUUAUGAGUCGGUUGUUCGUCGAGGCUAGAGAAUUCUCUGGCAAAGGUCCAUGUUCUGGAUCAGUGGUGAUCCCUCUCACCGAUUUGGCGGCGUUAUCUUCACGUGACGGCGUAGAAAUUAAUAGGCAGAGUGCGAACGAACCUCCGGCGUGUGCAUUGACUAGAACGCACGAGAACGGUGCCUUAGUGCUGUCGAAGUUUCUGCUUGAUUCGCUUCAGGAUAAUGGGCUACAAAGUGAAGUUGAGUUACCGGGUGAUCGCCUAAAAGUUGCAGUGAAGAAUCCGUCGGUGCGAGUUUUAUUCGAAGUUCCAUCGGACGUAUCGCAGUUGGAACCAGGACAAACUCUCACACCAUUUUCGGUAUCUGUGGUCACUGAUGACACCACUCAACCUCCUAAGUUGAGGGUCGAGACGGGGGACUUCGGCAAGUGCCAAUACUCGGCGGACAGCGUGACGUUGAGCGGAACAGUGUGGCAGUUCUUGCAGCGGACUCAGGAAUCAGCGGACAGUGCGGUGGCCUCUGAGGGAAAGCAAGAUCCAUCGAACACUUCUAACGGAACCUCCAGCACUAACAGCGGAGAGGAGGCCAGUAUUUGGGACGAGUACUUGGAAUCGCCCUUUUUCAGUCUUCGCUUCCAUUUCUUCACUUCGUGUCAAGUAACACGUGAUCAUAUCUUCCUGAGUGUUGGUAGUGCCUCACUGACAGAGCCCAAGGUGGCUCAGCUCAAACACCGAGUCUGUCUGGGCCAGUUGUUGCAAGACCUUGACAUGCUCAGCGUCGUCGACUCGAAUGUUUCUAGGAGGAAGGAUGGCGCGAGGUUCCAGCACGCACUGCAUCAACGAGCUGCUGAUGCAGACCGACACGGUCCGUCCUCUGUUUCCAAUUAUUCACAAAGACAGACGCUGUUCUCGCAGUCAAGUUUCGCUUCUAUCGACGACUUCGACGGUACCAGUGAAGUAGCUUCGGCGUAUGAAACGGAGGUUGCUGAUAAUGACACCGACACACCUCGACGAAAUCAUCAUGGCGAAGUGGACAACAGUGCAGUUUGUUUAGCUGAAGACGACAGCCAGUUACCGCCACCCAUCCAGACCAAUGUUCGCUCCGUAGAUCGUCACAACAAUGCUAUUUUCUUUUGAGACGCUUAGAUUUCUAGUUUGUUUUUUUGCGAAGUUGAGGGAUACUUAAAGCACAGCACAAAAUUUGUAUUAAUAUGGAGGGUCAAAUGCUAGAAGA